This is a messenger RNA of Rhizopus microsporus ATCC 52813, 207 nucleotides long. Its product is annotated as ankyrin. The transcript has a single exon. Gene Ontology annotation, cellular component: cytoplasm; nucleus. The annotation marks the transcript as partial. Gene Ontology annotation, molecular function: protein binding. Lineage: Eukaryota; Fungi; Mucoromycota; Mucoromycetes; Mucorales; Rhizopodaceae. The record is from RefSeq and is a predicted model, not a curated record.
ACGGCAUUAUCCAAAGCUGCCUAUAAUGGUCACCAUAAUAUAGUUCAAUAUCUUAUAUCAAAAAAGGCUGACGUUCACCUGAAAGAUAAAGAUGGCUGGACGGCGUUACAUAAUGCAUGUGCCCGGGGAUAUUUAUCCAUUGCACGUUUGCUUGUUCAACAAGGAGCACGUGUCGAUGUCAAAAGCAAAAUGGGGCAUACUCCACUC